Molecule: messenger RNA, 783 nt
Organism: Closterium sp. Naga37s-1
Lineage: Eukaryota; Viridiplantae; Streptophyta; Zygnematophyceae; Desmidiales; Closteriaceae
Source: the annotation of a GenBank genome assembly
AUGGCGAUCACCGGUGAGAACAGCUGCGGUGAUGAUGACGACGAUGCACUUUACGCCGCCACCGAGAUGCUGGAGGCCAGAACGGGACUAGAUUUUCUAGUUUCCGUGCUCUCCCAUGAAAAAGAGAAGCCAGGUCCUGUCGCCUCAGUAGCAAACACUGGUGAAGCGUCUGGCCUCUGCCGCGGAGACGAUCGUCCCCAGCCCGCGCAUACUGCUAAGCCGGCCGUGCCGUCAGCAGCCGGACCGAGCGUCCGCUUGCCAUCUCGUGCGUCGUCGUCGAAGCCUCCGCCUCGUUACAAGCAGGCCGUGCUCCGUUGGGCCGAUCCUACAGAUCCUGGACGUCCUCUCGCUGAUGACGGCGAGUCGGUGACGGUGGCAAGUGUGGCAAGAGUGGGCUGGGCACGGUGCAACCGAUCUUCAGACCCAAGCCUUCAAGCGGCAUGCCGCGACGAACAAGCACCAGUUGGCCAUCAAUCACCAGAAGCAGAUGCUAGCUCAGGCUGGGAUGCGCGGCUGUCGGACCUCAUGUGCAUGGCAUUGCUGCCGUACGAGCCCGACUGGGCGGAGGUGGUGAAGAUCUGGAGGGCGUACAAGAAGCGCAAGCCCAUCACAACAGUGGCAGCACCAAAGAAGCAACCUAGUGCUAAGGGGAAAGAGAAGGUGGACGAGGAUGCUGCUAGUGGUGCUGGCUCUGGGUGGGGGACAGAGACCCCCGUGCACAGGCACGGUUCUAUGAGCGAUGGUGGUGGUAGUGACGAAGAUGAAGACAUGUGUGUGAUGUGA